AUGAUUACAAUCACUAAUAUGUUUUUCGUUCCUCCGCAGCCGCCAUCAUUAUCUAGAUCAGAUGCGGUGUUGUUGUCCCGAUUGGCUACUUCCGGCUUCGCAACCGUGGUUUUGGAUUCGCAAUCCGGAUCGAGAUCUGAGGUGAAGGACCAUGAUAUGAUGGUGUGGGAUUGCUACGCCAACGCCGUUGAAGUGGAGAAAACGAGAACCAUCCAAUCCAUCAUAUCGAUUCUGUACCUUUGUCAUUGUCGAUGGCGAAGGUGA
Linum trigynum is the source of this 264-nucleotide messenger RNA. The record is from the annotation of a GenBank genome assembly. NCBI's taxonomy places the organism in Eukaryota, Viridiplantae, Streptophyta, Magnoliopsida, Malpighiales, Linaceae.